AUGCCUGAUGCCGAUCCAAAAUUUCUACAAAUUUACUUUAUGGGCGAUGAGGAGCAACAAUCACAUACACGCUGUGUUUACAACCAUAUAGAGCAGAUGGAAGAACGAGAAAUUGUGGAUAUUUUACAAACGUUUUUGCAAAAUCAUAACCAAUUGAUACGAUUGUUCAAGACUCUUUCUAACAGACUGCAAAACGACAAGUACGUCAUUGUCAUUAAAGCAGACAAAGUGCCCUAUGGCGAACACGCAGGUACAUAUAAUGUUCCAACUAUUAAUGAAGUUGCAGUUGUUAUGGCUGGUGACCCAUGUGAACGGCGAGACAUUCGCAUACAACGCAGAGAUGAUACGGUGCAAAUAAUUCAAGACAAUCAUCGUUCUUACGAUGCUUUGCAGUAUCCAUUGAUAUUUUGGGAAGGAGAAGAUGGAUAUUAUAUCAAUAUUAAACAAAGGAAUCCAACUACAGGUGAAGAACUGAACAAGAAAGUUAGUGCUAUGAACUUUUACGCAUAUCGGCUAAUGAUUCGUGCUAAUGAAGACAAUAACAUUCUCCGAUGCAGACAGCUAUUUCAUCAAUACAUUGUCGAUAUGUAUGUAAAAAUCGAAAGUGAGAGAUUACGAUACAUAAAAUUUAAUCAAGCAAAACUUCGUGCUGAGGAGUACAUUCAUUUGCGUGACGCCGUAAUCGGUAACGUAGAUGCAACGAAUAACAUCAACAAUAUCGGGACCGCAUAUAUUCUCCCGUCAUCAUACAUUGGUAGUCCGCGCCAUAUGCAGGAAUACAUUCAAGAUGCCAUGACCUACGUACGUGCAUACGGCCGACCAGAUCUUUUUAUUACAUUUACGUGUAAUCCAAACUGGGAUGAAAUUAAAAAUUUGCUGUUGCCAGGUCAAACAUCGAUGCACCGUCAUGAUGUCACUGCACGUGUUUUUAAACAAAAAUUAAAAUCUUUGAUGAAUUUAAUUACUCAUCACUCGGUAUUUGGUGAAACACGUUGUUGGCUUUACUCGGUUGAAUGGCAAAAACGAGGCUUACCUCAUGCGCAUAUUUUAAUUUGGUUGGUGGAUAAAAUACGCCCAGAAGAAAUUGACAAAAUUAUUUCAGCGGAAAUUCCAGAUCCGAACAUUGAUCAAGAAUUGUUUGACAUUGUUACUACUAAUAUGAUCCAUGGUCCAUGUGGUACUCUAAACAUAAUGUCACCAUGUAUGGAUAAUGGAAAAUGUACAAAGCGUUUUCCAAAACCAUGUGAAACUGAUACUAUCACUAAUAUUGAUGGCUAUCCAUCUUACCGACGUAGAGACGUAGACAAUGGUGGUCAAUCAUAUGAAUUACGUCUGUCAAAUGGUGUAAUAGUAGAUAUUGAUAAUCGCUGGGUAGUCCCAUAUUCACCAUUGCUGUGCAAAACCUACAAAGCGCACAUUAACGUCGAACUAUGCAGUUCAGUGAAGUCGAUCAAAUACAUUUGUAAGUAUGUUCACAAAGGUAGUGAUAAAGCUAUAUUUGCUGUUCAAAAUAUAAACGACAAUGACGAAAUAACACGUUAUCAAAUGGGUCGAUACAUAAGUAGCAACGAAGCUAUUUGGCGCAUUUUUACGUUUCCUAUCCAUGAAAGGGAUCCUGCUGUGAUACAUUUGUCUGUGCAUCUUGAAAACGGACAACGUGUUUACUUCACAGAAGAGACUGCACUACAACAGGCUUUAACGGCUCCAAAAACAACUCUUACUGAAUUUUUUAAACUUUGUAGUCGACAAGAUGUUUUAUUACAACCCUUUUGCAUUAUGCCUAAUAAUAAGCAAAAGAAGCCAACCAACGAUGCUAAGGAAGCAGAGCCGACUGAAGAUGCUCCUGCACAAAAGCAAGCAAAGGGCAAAGGAGUAGUCGGACGCAAACACGAACUUAAGGAAAGACCUCUCCAACAUCUAGGCCUGAUUGACGACGGUGACGACGAUGAGGACGAAGAUGCUGAUAUCCAAUUAAAUCAAACAGUCCGGGAAUUUUCUCAUGUAAGCAGCGCGUAUUUUACCUUCUGA
This is a messenger RNA of Anastrepha ludens (Mexican fruit fly), 2028 nucleotides long. RefSeq lists its product as uncharacterized. The transcript is spliced from 4 exons. The coding region runs from base 1 to 2028 and encodes 675 amino acids. The record is from RefSeq and is a predicted model, not a curated record. Lineage: Eukaryota; Metazoa; Arthropoda; Insecta; Diptera; Tephritidae.